This is a messenger RNA of Calypte anna (Anna's hummingbird), 2018 nucleotides long. RefSeq names its product RAN binding protein 3 like (gene RANBP3L). The coding region runs from base 1 to 1677 and encodes 558 amino acids. Gene Ontology annotation, molecular function: GTPase activator activity. The record is from RefSeq and is a predicted model, not a curated record. Gene Ontology annotation, biological process: protein export from nucleus. Lineage: Eukaryota; Metazoa; Chordata; Aves; Apodiformes; Trochilidae. The transcript has 15 exons. Gene Ontology annotation, cellular component: nuclear pore; cytoplasm.
AUGAGGAACCAGACAAUUCCUGCUUGCAAAGAGAAUGUUUUAUAUACAGGUAUACAGCGCUCCCGUGCAGGCUACGACUUUUCUGUCAGACCCAGGCACGGCGAGCUGGCUGAGCCAGGCCUCCCCAAAAGAAGAGACUGGGCCGGUGACCGCUGGGCUCUGCACCAAGCUGCUGGGCUGCAAGAACAGGGAGCCCGCAGGCCCUGCCCCUGUGCCUCUAGCAGCACCCUAAGUCCCACGGAGGAGAGUUGUACAGAGAGGUCAGUGCUUGCACAGCCAACAUUUGUUUUUCAGAAGAAGGACUGUCUUUUGAAGCGGCCUGCAGAAGACCCAAUUCACAACACUGGAAAUGAUCUCAUUAGUUGUUCCAGAAAGCGAGCAAGAUCAUCAUCUUUUACUUUCCAGAAGUCUGACUCUCAGGCUAUCACAGAUACAACUCUUACUCAGAAAAGAGGGAGAGCAUCUUCUUUCACCAUCCUUCCUACCUUCCCUCCCUCCCAGCCAGUAAACAAUAACAACAUAUUCAUGACCUCAGCUCUUCAAAGAAAACCUGACUUGAUCAGAAGUACAAAAGAAGGAUCCUUGUCACAAAAUCAAUUGUGGAGUGUUAUCAGACCUGCCAUUUUGCAACCCCCACAAACCCUGACCUGUCCUGAAAAUCCUGUAGUACCUCUAGCAACUAAGAAAGAAACACGUACAAAGCUAUCUGAAGACAACUCUUUUUCCUCAGCUGAGAAUUCAGUAAGUUCCAGAAGAGCAGUGAGGUCAUCUACUACCAUGAAUCUUUCUAGCUCUAAAACAACACAAAGUCAUUUGUUUAAAGACAGACUUGUACAGAACAGCAGCAAUUCUGAUUUUGUGUUUGGAGAGAACAUGGUUGAGAGAGUUUUGAGUCCUGGAAAGCAUCCCAAACCAUGUGAUGAAGCAUCCAAAGGAGAAGUAACAUCCAUUUAUAUAGAAUCUUUUCAUGUCAGUCCACAAAAAAAAACAGCUUUGUUAAGGAAUGCAACACUAACUGAAUCAGCAACUGCCUGUAUUUCCAAGCCAGUGGAGAAAAUUCUGCUAGAUAAAGUUGAAGUUAUAACUGGAGAAGAAGCAGAACACAAUGUCUUACAGAUCAACUGCAAGCUCUUUGUAUUUAAUAAGCUUACUUUAACCUGGACUGAAAAAGGCAGAGGAUCACUGAGGCUUAAUGACACAUCUAUCAAUAAGGGUGGCAUGUUGCAGUCAAGGCUAAUUAUGCGAAAUCAAGGCAGCUUGAGACUGAUUCUCAACACCCGACUCUGGGAUCAAAUGGUGAUAAAAAAAGCAAAUAGAAAGAGUCUGUGCUUCACUGCAACAGACCAAGAAGACCACUCUAUUCAAGUAUUUCUAAUUCAGGCAAGCUCAAAAGACACUGGAUGCCUGUAUGCAGCAAUACAUCACCGCCUUGUGGCAUUGCGAAGCUUUGCUGAGCAGGAGCCAGAUGUUAAUCAAGGAGAUGCAGAGCCAGAAAUAGCUUUUCAGCCAUUAAGCUGUGAUAGCAAUGAUGAUGAUGAUGAAAAAAUAAUUCAAGUGAGCAGCAAUGGAUCUGAUGCAGCUGUCCCUGAACAGCAUCAUUCCUUGAAACAGUUGAAUGUUACAUGUCCUCAUAUGUGCAAUAAUCCCAACAGUGCCAAAGACCCGGUCACUCUGUAAAGUCAUUCCACAAGCCUUCAAUUUAGCCAUUCUCAAGAGGAAUCAGAAAAAAUCAAUUCACUCUAAUGCCACCUGUCAAUGAAGAUUUGUCAGAUCAUUCAAAAACCCAUGGACAGUACAGACACCAAUUAUGGUCUGUUUCCUAUUAAUUCUCUCAGAAGAUAAAGAGAAGACAUCAUUGUUUGCUGUAGUUCUGUUCUCCCUUGUAUAUUGUUGGUUACCAAAAAUUGUCAGCCUCAGAGCUGAAACAGUAUCUGAACUCCUUAUAAUUAGGGUAAUUGUAGCCAUUUCUGAAUCUUAAAAGAUGCAUCACACCCAAAGAGUCAAAUUACCACUUAUUC